GCAAAGCAGAGAGAGAGAGAGAGAAAGAGAGAGAGAGAGAUGUAGCACUGGGACUCUCCUCUGUCACUUUUACUUGUAAUCAUCUGUCCGGCGCCAUCCACGGCGCAAUGGGGACGUUUUGAAGCGCCUGCUUUAUGAGGAGUCGCAUUAUACGAGUGAGCCACGCAAUGCGACCGAGGAGAGCUGCCUCUCGGAGGAUAUAUUGCGGCUUCUGGACUGCUUAGUCGGAGUAGCUUGGUGCUAGCGCGGGGCUAACGUCUUGUGCUGGCUUCUCCGGAGCGUAUCCUGUCAAGAUGCUGCGGUGGAUCCGGCAGCAGCUGGGCUUUGACCCUCCUCAUCAAAGUGACACCAGGACUGUUUAUGUAGCAAACCGUUUCCCUGAGCAUGGCCAUUACAUACCGCAGCGCUUCGCAGACAACAGAAUCAUCUCAUCCAAGUACACAAUCUGGAAUUUUGUCCCCAAGAAUUUGUUCGAGCAGUUUCGCAGGAUAGCGAACUUCUAUUUCCUCAUCAUCUUCCUUGUGCAGUUAAUGAUAGACACUCCAACUUCCCCAGUUACCAGCGGGCUGCCUCUCUUCUUUGUGAUCACAGUUACAGCUAUUAAACAGGGCUACGAGGACUGGCUGAGGCACAAAGCGGACAACGAGGUGAACGGAGCUCCAGUGUUUGUGGUUCGCAGUGGGAGUCUGGUCCAGACAAGAUCCAAAAAUAUCAGGGUUGGGGACAUUGUCCGUGUUGCUAAGGAUGAGACGUUCCCAGCUGACCUGGUGCUGCUGUCGUCGGAUCGUGCGGACGGCACCUGUCACAUCACCACAGCCAGCCUUGAUGGAGAAACCAACCUUAAGACCCAUUUUUCUGUGCCAGAGACGUCGGUGUGUCAGUCGGUGUCCCAGCUGGAGGCCUUGCACGCCGUGGUGGAGUGUCAGCAGCCGGAGGCCGACCUCUACAGGUUUGUUGGACGUGUAACCAUCACGCAGCAAGGCGAAGAGAUCGUCCGACCGCUGGGUCCAGAGAACCUGCUGCUGCGAGGGGCCAGGUUGAAAAAUACCAAAGAAAUAUUUGGUGUGGCCGUUUAUACGGGGAUGGAAUCCAAGAUGGCGCUCAACUACAAGUGCAAGUCCCAGAAACGCUCAGCUGUUGAGAAGUCGAUGAACUCCUUCCUGAUCAUCUACCUGGUCAUCCUGCUGUCGGAGGCGAUCCUCAGCACCAUCCUGAAGUACGCCUGGCAGUCCGAAGACAAGUGGAACGAGCCUUUCUACAACCAGAAGACCGAGCAGGAGAGAAACAGCAGCCCGAUCCUUCAGUUCAUCUCAGACUUCCUGGCGUUCCUGGUUCUCUACAACUUCAUCAUUCCCAUCUCGCUCUACGUUACUGUGGAGAUGCAGAAGUUUCUGGGCUCCUUUUUCAUUGGCUGGGAUAUGGACCUGUACCACGAGGAGAGCAACCAGAAAGCUCAGGUCAACACGUCUGAUCUCAAUGAGGAGUUGGGACAGGUUGAAUAUUUGUUUACAGACAAGACUGGUACGCUAACAGAAAAUGAAAUGCAGUUCCGCGAGUGUUCGAUAAACGGCAUCAAGUACCGGGAGAUGAACGGCAAACUGGUACCAGAGGGGAUGACGGGGGAUUCACCAAGCGGUUCUUCACCUCAGCUGAUAACUGAGGAGUUAUUAUUCCUCAAGGCCGUGUCACUGUGUCACACCGUCCAGAUCAGCUACAACAAGUCAGAGUCCUGGCUGGGAGGGGAUCCGUUCUCCCACACCAACAGUUUCUCCUUCAGCCACAUGGAGUACUACGCCUCCUCACCGGAUGAGAAGGCGUUGGUUGAGGGAACGAAGAGAAUUGGCGUGGCGUUCACAGGCUGCAGCGGGGACACCAUGGAAAUAAAUACAUUUGGGAAAUCUGAAAAGUAUAAACUGCUCCAUGUGUUGGAGUUUGAUCCAAACCGCAGGAGGAUGAGCGUCAUACUGCAGACUCCCUCAGGAGGGAAAGUGAUUUUCACAAAGGGUGCUGAGUCGGCCGUCUUGCCUUUCGCCACGACUGGAGAGAUUGAAAAAACCCGGCUGCAUGUGGACGAGUUUGCUUUGAAAGGUUUGCGUACCCUCGUUGUCGCAUGCCGCCACUUCAGUCCGGAGGAGUACAUCGCUGUGAACAAGCGGCUGACGUUUGCUCGCACGGCUCUGCAGCGGCGUGAGGAGAAACUGCAGCAAGCUUUCGCCUACAUCGAAAACAAUCUGCACGUCCUGGGAGCGACCGGCGUCGAAGACAAGCUUCAAGACAAAGUUCCGGAGACAAUUGAAGUCCUGCGUCUGGCGGGAAUCAAAGUAUGGGUGCUGACGGGGGACAAACACGAGACGGCGGUCAGCGUCAGCUUGUCGUGCGGCCAUUUCCACCGAACCAUGAACAUCCUGGAGCUUCUGCAGCAGCGCUCCGACAACGAGUGUGCAGAGCAGCUCCGCAGGCUGGCCCGAAGGAUAAAGGAAGACCACGUCAUCCAGCACGGCUUGGUGGUCGACGGCGCUAGUCUGUCGUUAGCAUUGAGGGAACAUGAGAAGCUAUUUAUGGAAGUGUGUAAAAGCUGCUCAGCUGUGCUCUGCUGCCGCAUGGCCCCUCUGCAAAAAGCCAAGGUUGUUCGCCUGCUAAAGACUUCUCCAGAAAAGCCAAUAACAUUAGCUGUUGGGGACGGAGCCAAUGAUGUCAGUAUGAUACAGGAAGCUCAUGUAGGCAUAGGCAUCAUGGGAAAGGAGGGUCGUCAGGCCGUGAGAAACAGUGACUAUGCAAUCGCCAGGUUUAAGUUCCUGGCUAAACUCCUGCUGGUCCACGGCCACUUCUACUACAUUCGAAUUGCUACUCUUGUACAGUACUUUUUCUACAAGAAUGUGUGUUUUAUUACACCACAGUUUUUAUACCAGUUCUUCUGCUUGUUUUCACAACAAACUCUGUAUGACAGUGUUUACCUGACGCUGUACAACAUCUGCUUCACCUCGCUGCCCAUCCUGGUGUACAGUCUGUUUGAGCAGCUGGUCCACCCCGACAUCCUGCAGGCUAAACCUGGCCUCUACAGAGACAUCAGCAAGAACUCUCUGCUGUCGUUCUGGACGUUCCUGUACUGGACGGCGUUGGGCUUCACUCACGCCUUUGCGUUUUUCUUUGGCUCCUACCUCCUGAUGGGGGAGGACACCUCUCUCAUGAGCAACGGACAGAUGUUGCGAGCUAACAGGCAGCUGAUGUUUGGGAACUGGACGUUUGGAACGCUCGUCUUUACUGUCAUGGUCAUCACCGUCACGCUAAAGCUCGCGUUGGAGACUCAGUUCUGGACCUGGAUGAACCAUUUUGUGACGUGGGGCUCAAUCGCUUUCUAUUUCAUCUUCUCUUUGUUUUACGGAGGCAUCAUCUGGCCGUUCUUGCACACCCAGGACAUGUACUUUGUCUUCGUCCAGCUGCUGUCCUGCGGCUCGGCCUGGUUCGCCAUCGUCAUCAUCGUCCUCACCUGCCUGUUUCCUGAAGUGAUGAAGAAGGUCCUCUACAGACACCUGUGUCCCACCAGCACACAGAAGAGCCAGUCUCUAUCCGCCCCGCAGGCGCAGGCCCUCAGCUGUGUGGAGUCCCUGUGCUGCUACCAACAUGGGCAAAGCGGCUGUUCCCGCCUGGCCCGCCUCCUGGAACAAAUGACGGGACAAUGCAAGGCCGGCGUCAACAAUUGCCACACAUCCAGCCGCAGCAACAGGUGGGGAGGACUGCAGCGUCGACGAGAAACGAUUAUUGUGAAUCCCGAUGAACCGUCUUUUGAUUUGGGCAGCAGCUCCGAGUGUUUUAGCCUGUGAUCCCGCCGAGCUGCGUGGAAGCAGAGUGUCGGUGGGUUUUAAAGGCUGGUUUUAGGAAAGAGUUGGAGGCUGAAGAUGAGUGGAUCAAACACUUAUAGACUUCUUCUGUGACAGCAUGAUUAAACACACACAUCCAACGGGUUUGGAGUCGCAAAGGCAAUGAAACCAAAAAUUUAGAGGUUAACGCUUCAGAGUACGACGGUUGUUCUGUGACCAGGGAGAAUUCGGUACGAUAUUUUUAUUUAUCGCAGUUCACACAUCAGCAGCUGCGUUUCCAUUGGCUAUAUGACUGCGCUAAUUUGAAUUACGAAAAUAAAUUUGCUUAACGGAAACUAGUCAAUUUAGAAAAAAUAUUUUUUGUGCUAAUAUGAAGUGUUUUCAAUAUUGGUGUAUUUCACAAAACUGCAAUGGAAACACGUUUUAAGCCUGUCGCAAUAAAAAAGAAAACAUUUACUUGCACGAUAAAUUAAAGCUAACUCAAUGAUUUCCACUAGCAUGAUUUAUCGUUUUUCUUUUCUCUCUCUCUUUAAUUGAAUUUGUUAUUUAACUGAAACAUUGCAAUUACAAAACUGUAUUUUCUCGACAUUUUCACACAUUUGUAACUGAAUCGCAGCUAUUGAUACUCGUGCCUUGCACAAAAUGCAUUUAAUGAGUUGCAUUUCCUAUAAAAAUGUGUGAAAAACUUGCACUUAUUUCUAAAAAAUGCAA
Xiphophorus maculatus (southern platyfish) is the source of this 4529-nucleotide messenger RNA. RefSeq names its product ATPase phospholipid transporting 11B (putative) (gene atp11b). Gene Ontology annotation, molecular function: magnesium ion binding; ATP hydrolysis activity; ATP binding. Bases 294 to 3821 code for a protein of 1175 amino acids. Lineage: Eukaryota; Metazoa; Chordata; Actinopteri; Cyprinodontiformes; Poeciliidae. Gene Ontology annotation, biological process: phospholipid translocation. Gene Ontology annotation, cellular component: endoplasmic reticulum; trans-Golgi network; plasma membrane. The transcript is spliced from 30 exons. The record is from RefSeq and is a predicted model, not a curated record.